Meloidogyne enterolobii is the source of this 256-nucleotide messenger RNA. Lineage: Eukaryota; Metazoa; Nematoda; Chromadorea; Rhabditida; Meloidogynidae. The record is from the annotation of a GenBank genome assembly.
AUGAGAAAUCACAAUGAGGAGAAUCUUUCAUUUUUUGUUAUUUCAAUACGUCCACAUCUUGGACAUUCAACAGUUAUCAUUUCUUGUUCAUCUUCUCCUUCAAAAUCUUUUUCUUCUUCAUUUAUUAGUAUUCUUCUAAUUUUUCUUCUUUUACUUAAUUUUCUUAAACAUUUUGGUUGGGAAUUCUUUUGUGCAGCUAAAAUCCAUAAAAAACGGAGAGGUUGAAAAUAAAAACGAUUAUCAGUAAUUGAAUGUG